Molecule: messenger RNA, 1107 nt
Organism: Lactuca virosa
Lineage: Eukaryota; Viridiplantae; Streptophyta; Magnoliopsida; Asterales; Asteraceae
Source: the annotation of a GenBank genome assembly
AUGAAUUUAAGUUUUCCCAUUUUAGUACACAACCCUCAUGCAUGGAGACUUAAGCCACACUCACUUGCUCCUUCGAUUCACUGCCGUUGUUUUAUUCGCAAUCGUCUAAAUCAUCUCUUUCCGGCCACCGGCAACACCGUUCAAGGUUUUUCAUCAUCAAUUCAAUUUACCAAUCCACUUUAUAAAGGUUCAAAUUGCUUUUCCAUCACUUUUCAACCUUUGCCCUUUAGCCCCAACUUACUACCUGAAUUCCAACCACUUCUCUGUGGUGCUGGUGGCGGCAACCAUGGCAGCGAUGGGGGAGGAAAUGAUGGCAGUCAUGGUGGAGGUGGAGGUGGAGAUGGAAAAUCCGAUGAUUCACCUCAAUCUGAUAGUUUUGGACCAAUUGGGGCUUUUCUUAGCGGAUGGAGAUCAAGAGUUGCUGCUGAUCCCCAGUUUCCAUUCAAGAUCUUAAUGGAAGAACUGGUGGGCGUGAGUGCAGCUGUUCUUGGUGACAUGGCAACCCGUCCAAAUUUUGGGCUCAAUGAACUCGAUUUUGUGUUUUCCACACUUGUAGUAGGUUCAAUUCUUAAUUUCACCCUUAUGUAUCUAUUAGCACCCACUAUGUCUUCUUCAUCAAUUUCCCUUCCUUUCAUAUUCGCCAAUUCCCCUACAAGCCACAUGUUUGAGCCUGGUUCAUAUACUCUCAUGAACCGUUUAGGAACCCUAGUUUACAAAGGAACUCUAUUUGCAGCCGUUGGAUUAGCUGCAGGGUUAGCAGGAACUGCUCUAUCCAAUGGCUUGAUCAAGAUGAGGAAGAAGAUGGAUCCAAACUUUGAAUCACCAAACAAACCUCCACCCAUGUUUUUAAAUUCCAUAACUUGGGCAAUGCAUAUGGGUGUAAGCAGUAAUCUGAGGUACCAAACUUUGAAUGGGAUUGAGUUCUUGUUGCAAAAAGGGCUCCCAACUGUUUUCUUCAAGACCUCUGUGGUUGGAUUGAGAUUGGUGAACAAUGUUCUUGGAGGGAUGACAUUUGUGAUGUUGGCAAGGGCAACAGGGUCACAGAGCUCUGGUACUGAAAAGAAGAUAAGUAGCAAUCUUGAUGAAGAGGUUCCACAUUCAGAUUAA